Molecule: messenger RNA, 2696 nt
Organism: Hypomesus transpacificus
Lineage: Eukaryota; Metazoa; Chordata; Actinopteri; Osmeriformes; Osmeridae
Gene: drc7
Product: coiled-coil domain containing 135
Exons: 17
Coding region: 1-2571 (856 amino acids)
Biological process (GO): flagellated sperm motility
Cellular component (GO): motile cilium
Source: RefSeq, a predicted model, not a curated record
AUGGAGGAGGAGAUCUUGCCCGACAAAGAGCCACAGAAAGAGGAUCAGGAUGUGAUAGCAGAGCUGGAGGAGAGUACAUUGGAAGAGGUGCAAGAUGACCUGUACGAGCUGGAGAAGACCCUUGGCAGCAUACACACAACCAGGAUGACAAAACCCUACAUCCCAGAACAGAUCCAGAAGGUGGACAUGUCCCAGUGUCCCAUCUCCUACAAAGAGAACAGCCCUAAGGAGAAGCUUCUGCUGGCGAUGGCUGACAAUUUCCUCUACCAGUAUGCCCACAUAUACCCCGACCGCAAGCCCCUGCUUCUGUGCCCACUCAACGAGUGUGGCGUCCCGAAGUUUGUGAGCACCACUGUGCGAGCCACCUUGAUUCCGUACCCUGAGCUGUACAGCUGGGACGGUUGUGCCAGCUUCGUUUCCGACUUCCUGUCUAUGAAGCCACUGGACCCUCCCAUAGACCCGCCUGCACACCUGUACUCUCCUACCUGGGUGCUUCAGACCCAGGUGGGCACCUGCUUCGAGUCGUCCACGCUGUUGUGCAGCCUGCUGCUGGGCGCCGGCUACAACGCCUACUGUGUCAGCGGCUACGCUGUCAAGGAGAUGUGUAUGAUGAACCAGACCAAGCUCGAAUGCCCCCUGCUCGCCCCUCCCGUGAAGGGCCAGGCAGCAGAGCAGAAGGAGCAGACCCAAAAGUACUCUGUGAAGCCUCCCAGAGACCUGCUGAGCGGCUUUGAGCAGAGCCAGGCGGAUCGUCGCCAGGCAGAAGCCCAGGCCGCCGUGCUGAAGAAGCAGCUCGAAGCCGAUAGGCUGCAAGAGGAGCGAGAGCGACCUCCACCUGACCCCUUGCUGGGUUUGCGGGUCCACUGCUGGGUUCUGGUGCUGUCUGGGAGCCGCGAGGUCCCAGAGAACUUCUUCAUCGAUCCCCUGACAGGGAAGAGUUUCAGCACCAGCGACGACAGUUUCCUGGGCAUCGAGUGCGUCUGGAACCACCUCAACUACUGGGUCAACAUGCAGGACUGUCGCUUUGGCUGCGCUGGUAUGACCUACGACCUGGGAGAUGCGAUCAGGUGGGAGUAUUUGCUGUGUGGCUCGACAGGUCAUUCUCUGCUCCUCAUUCCUGACAUGAGAAACGAACUGGAGCUAGAGGAGGAGGAUGAAGAUGAAGUGCUGGAGCCGAAGCAGUUUGAGAUGCCUCCAUCUUGGGUGAAACCUAUCACCAUCUCAGAACAAGACAUGGAGACUCGCUGUCCUGGAGGCUUGAAGGUGCUCAAGUUCCGGAAGGCCAAGCUGGAGAAGUUUGCCCACUACCUCCUCCCAAAUGGGCUGGUCACCCGCCUCACCACCUACACAGACCUGGACUGCUCCAAACCUGAGAUAGUGAGGGAGUGGUUUCAGCACAGACACGACCACCUGGAAGAGCGUGAGCUGGAGAAGAAGAGCAAUGUCACCAAAGAGAAGUUCACACCUGGACGCAGCUACGCCUUGAAAUCCCACAGGUACAUCACCAUGACCCCUGAGACGGAGCGUCAGAUGGACUUCUACAGCCACGCGCGGGCAGACGGCCUUGCCCAGAUUGUGGAGACGCCCCUGGAGAUGAAAGAGAGCUUCCAAGACCGCCCAGACUUCCUCUACUACCGUCAUGUGGUCUUUGACAGGAGGGCCAAGGUGUUCGGCCCCAGAGAUGCUCCGGACCUGGGACACAGACCCCUCAAGAAGGUAUUAGAGAAGUUCCAUCGGGACCUGUCGAAGCCGGCCAGUGAGGACGUGGCAGAGCGAGUGUUCCUGGUGUCAGAGGACCGGAUCCAGGUGACGUACCACCGGGAGGACGACAGAAUCAUCCCCGCCUGGAGGAACUUCACCAAGCCCAGGGACUCUGGAGACUCCAACAAGCCCCAGUCCUUCACCCCCGAGAUGGCCUCCUCCUUCCAGGUGGAUCCCUUUGAGAAGCCCAGUAAGAACGUGUUCCUUUAUGUGACGUUGAUGCACAUGAUGAAGGAGGAGAUUAAAGUGGCCAAGAGAAUCAAGGACUCGGAGAAAGAGAUGAGAGCCAUCCUCCAGCUGAGACAGCAGGAGGAAAGCAGCAUUGAGCUGAACAUCUCCAUCUAUAACACAGCCAGGAACGAGAAAGCACGCUGCCAUCGGGAAGAGCUGGAGCGAACAGCCCAGGAGGAACGCUUACGGAGGGAGGAGAAGGAGCUGGACUGCUUGGCUCCGUUCCUGGCUCAGCUGGGCGACCCUGACAAGCUGACCAAGCACACUGCCGUGCUGCUGAGGAACAACUGUCUGGCUGACCUCAAGCAGCGCCUCAUUGACAUGGCCAACCUCAUACAGGCCCGCUUCGAGAGGGAGACCCAGGAGCUGCAGCAGAAACAGCUGUGGUACCAGAAGAACCAGCUGAGCAUGACCAAGGAGGACGAGGAUGAGUACCUGGCCUACUGCUCCGACGCCAUGUUCAGGAUACACAUCCUCAAACUCAGACUCAGCAGGCAUAAGGACAAAGCCCCCCAGAAGUACCUGGCUCUGGACGAAAAACUGAGGAGAGACCCUAGACUGUCGAAUUAUCUGUUCUGAACAAUGAAAAAAAGCUUCUCCAAAUUAUAUAAUCACACUCCUCUCCAUGCUCGGUUUAACUGUGUUAAUCUACUCAAUAAAUGACUUUUCUAUAAUUUAUCCUGUGUUUGCGUUUUUAAUAUGCG